This is a messenger RNA of Aegilops tauschii subsp. strangulata, 1392 nucleotides long. The record is from RefSeq and is a predicted model, not a curated record. Lineage: Eukaryota; Viridiplantae; Streptophyta; Magnoliopsida; Poales; Poaceae.
AUGUCUGGCUCGGCUGCCAAGGUCCCGAAGGCUCAGGAGCCCUUGGUCUCCCAGGCCCUGGCGAUGACAUCGCCUCCUCCUGCUGCGUCAGUGCUUCCAGGUCCUUCUGCUUCUCCUGAUGUCUUGGAGCACGCCCUUUUGGAGAUGGCCCAGCUGCGAGAAGAUCUUCAAGGCGCCGACCCCCUCCUGAUGGCCGGGCGUCUGGAGCUAGUUUCUGGCUGGCUCUGCUCCAACGUGUCCGUUCGAGCGGCGCUGAGCCAGGCCAUGGUGACCUCUGAGAAGGAGAGGCAGGCCGCCGCCCAGGCAACGGCCACUCGCGAGGCGGCAUUGAAGCACGUCAAGGCCGUCAAGAGUCGCUGCCAGGCACUGGAGGCCGAGCUGAAGACCCUGCGCAGCGAACGCGCAGAGGAAGCUCGUCUUCUUCCCUCCUCCGCGCCACCGGACGCGUCCGCGCCGCCGUCGGACAUGUCCAGCCGCCGCCCCUCCGCGAAUCACACGCCGCCACCUGUGCUGGCCGCCGUCCCUGCCGCCACGGCCCGCCGGGCCCAGGCGCGGCCCUCCCAGGCCCGCGCCGCCGCCAGUCGCCGGCGUGCCGUGCUCCGCCGCCUCGUCGCCGCCUCGCGCCUCGUCCCCACCGCCGGUUGCCCCGGACCCCGCCGCCUCCGCGCACGCCUCCCACGCCGGCGCCCGAGCCCGCGGCCCGCCGCCCGCCGGAGUGCGCCGCCCGCCCCGCCAACGGAGCGCGCCUCCACGCCGGAGCUCCACCGUCGCCUUGCCCCGUCGACCACCUCCCGCGCCGCCGUCGUCCCGUUCGCCGGCGAGCCGCGCCGCCCCUCCGGCCUCCUCCCUCCUCUCCCCGCCGGCGCGCCUCUGCCGCCGUCCUCCAGCCUGAGCCGGCCCGAGCUCGGCUCGAUCUGGAUCCGACGCGUCCGCGCCGCCGUCGGACAUGUCCAGCCGCCACCCCUCCGUGAAUCACACGCCGCCACCUGUCCUGGCCGCCGUCCCCACCGCCGCGGCCCGCCGGGCCCAGGCGCGGCCCGCCCAGGCCCGCGCCGCAGCCCGUCGCCGGCGUGCCGUGCUCCGCCGCCCGCACCUCGCCGCCUCGUCGCCGCCUCGUCCCCGCCGCCGGUUGCCCCGGACCCCGCCGCCUCCGUGCACGCCUCCCACGCCGGCGCCCGAGCCCGCGGCCCGCCGCCCACCCCGCCGCCGGAGCGCGCCUCCACGCCGGAGCUCCACUGUCGCCUCGCCCCGUCGACCACCUCCCGCGCCGCCGUCGUCCCGUUCGCCGGCGAGCCGCGCCGCCCCGGCCGGUGCGCCUCUGCCGCCGUCCUCCGGCCUGAGCCGGCCCGAGCUCGGCUCGAUCUGGAUCCGGUGAGAUCCCCUGUGCGUUGA